Messenger RNA from Stegodyphus dumicola, 1690 nucleotides. RefSeq names its product Brahma associated protein 111kD (gene Bap111). Gene Ontology annotation, cellular component: SWI/SNF complex. Gene Ontology annotation, molecular function: nucleosomal DNA binding; nuclear receptor binding. Gene Ontology annotation, biological process: negative regulation of DNA-templated transcription. Lineage: Eukaryota; Metazoa; Arthropoda; Arachnida; Araneae; Eresidae. The record is from RefSeq and is a predicted model, not a curated record.
GAAAAUUCACAUCUCAUCUGGCAACAGGAUAAUCUGUAAGGAGAAAAACAUAAACUUGAAAAUGGUCCGGUGGAUUCAUUGCAACAAAACUGAAGGGAAGAGUUUCUUGAAAUUAUAACUGAAGGUCCUUUGAUAACUGAAUACGUAAGAUUGUUUUUUUGACAUGGCUUUGCCACCUAAUUAUCGACAAGCUCAAGUGGCGGCAGCUCCGUCACCUAGUGUGUCUCAAAGACCACGCUCUCAGGGAACAAAUUCUAAUUCCUCCUCGUCCUCAAACCAAGCGCCAUCUUCUAGUUCUAGCAGUCCUUUUGUGCAGUCAUCUCAUGGUCACCCAUCUUUUAGCCCAGUUAAGUUAGGUUCUAGAGGAUCCAGUGGGGCCGACAGUCGAGUUCCUAAACCACCAAAACCACCAGAUAAGCCUUUAAUGCCAUAUAUGAGAUAUAGUCGAAAGGUAUGGGAUCAAGUGAAAGCUCAGAAUCCUGAUUUAAAAUUAUGGGAAAUAGGAAAAAUAAUUGGACAGAUGUGGAGAGAAUUGCCUGAUGAAUCGAAGCAAGAGUAUGUUGAUGAUUAUGAAGCAGAAAAAAUCGAAUACAAUGAAGCCCUUAAGUCUUACCACAAUUCGCCUGCAUACCAGGCAUGGGUUGCAGCCAAAGUUAGAGCUCAGCAAGCUGCAGAGGAAAGAGAAGCUCUUGAACGUAGUCCUGCUGCUUCUCUUAUUGCCCCUCAGAAAAUGGAUGGGAAAAUGUGCAUUCAACCAGCUGAGGAUGAUGAUGAACUUGAUGAAUUCUCUGUGAAGCAUGUGGCAUCAGCAAGAUAUUUGCGAAAUCAUAGAUUGAUAAAUGAAAUUUUUAGUGAUAGUGUUGUGCCUGAUGUUAGAUCUGUUGUUACAACAGCACGUAUGAGUGUUUUGAAGCGACAAGUGCAGUCACUUACCAUGCAUCAGAAAAAACUGGAAGCUGAGCUACAACAAAUUGAAGAAAAGUUUGAAGCCAAAAAAAGAAAGUUUUUAGAAGCAAGUGAAACUUUCCAGGAGGAAUUGAAAAAAAGAUGUACCAAAGCUGUAGAUGAUGAGGCAUACCAAAAAAUGGUUGAUCGAGCUGUUGAGCAACUGAAGCGUGAUUAUUCAUCUCGGGACUCUCGCUCAAGAAAUGAUGCUAGUGCUCCUCCAUCACAGCAAGAGCAGCCUGAUUGUGAUGAACGAGGAGAAAAAAUGGAAACACAGUUUUCAUUUAACUCUAAUAAAAACGAUUCUGAUAUGAAUAGUACCAGUGGUACACAGAAGGAAAAUCAGAAUAGUGAUGGUCCAAAUGAGCAGAGAUCUCCGAAAGAUCAAAGCUGUGCUUCAAGCAUGAAUACUAACCAAGAUAAUUCAAAUAUUCAACAGGCUAGCUAUCCUCCAAGUGCACAAGCCCCUCAGGCUCAUCCUGUUCAAGAAUCUCAUCAACAUUCUAUGCAGACUAAUUAUACUGAAGGAAUGUAAUUUUCAUCAUUCGUUUAUAUUCUUGGCUGUCUUCAGUUGACUGAACUGCAGUUGCUACAAAAUAUGAAAAAAGGAAAAUACCUCUUAAAAAUAUCAUUUGAUUUGUAUCUGUAUAUCUUUUCAUGUUAAUGGUAACCUUCAUUCAUAAAAUAAAUGUUUGUGCAUUUGCUAAAAAUAUUGCAAAUUAAAACAUGAUUUUAUUCUAUUGUU